CCCGUAUGCUUCAGAGAUCGUCAUGAUUCUAAAAAAAACGGAGACUGGCGUAUGUGUAUAGAUUACCGUCCCUUAAACAAGUUUACCAUAACCGACAAGUAUCCACUUCCGAAACUUUCUGAACUUAUUCGUUCCCUUAAGGAUUCAAAGUUUUUUGUGGCUCUAGAUUUACGCGGUGGAUGCUGGCAAAUACCGAUGGCGGAUAACUCUAUCCAAUACACCGCGUUUCGCACUUCUACUGGUCUAUAUGAAUUUAAGGUCAUGCCUUUCGGGUUAACAAACGCGCCGGCCACAUUUCAACGAAGCAUGAAUUUCUUACUAGAUGAUUUACGUUAUUCAGGAGUUCUGGUUUAUUUGGAUGAUAUACUGAUUCAUGCCCCAACUUUGCAAGAACUGCUCCAAUUAGUUGAUGAAGUUUUCGAGAGGCUGCUGAGAGCUGGUUAUACCAUCAAUUUGGAAAAAUGUCAAUUCCUGCCAACUACGCUGUUGUACCUGGGUCACAUAAUCGAGGAAGGAACUAUCCGUCCUAAUCCCAAGAAGAUUGAAGCAAUUCAACGCCUUCAAGCCCCAACCACGACACAAGGAAUUCGUUCCCUCCUUGGCAUGACCGGAUUCUUACAAGCUUUUAUUCCGAACUACUCUGAGAUAGCGGCACCAAUUACCGAUCUAUUAAAAGGUACACCUAAUAGAACGAAGAAGAUAGUCACGAUCAAAUGGACGUCACGAUGUGAAGAUGCGUUAAACAGACUUAAAGAACUUGUAAUCGAUGCUGUUUUAGCACAGCCGUUGGACGCCGAUAAAUAUCUGUUGGAAGUAGAUGCUUCAAGUUAUGCGAUCGGAGGCGUAUUGAAACUUUCUCGAGCCAAUGAAUGGUUACCAGUUCAUUAUAUUAGUCGUAAGUUAAAUACCACCGAACAAAAUUGGCCUAUCCGAGAGAAAGAAGCAUUUGCAAUCAUUUAUUGUUGA
Molecule: messenger RNA, 966 nt
Organism: Gregarina niphandrodes
Lineage: Eukaryota; Apicomplexa; Conoidasida; Eugregarinorida; Gregarinidae
Product: putative enzymatic polyprotein
Exons: 1
Source: RefSeq, a predicted model, not a curated record